AACUUGUAAAAAUUUCUCACACCCAAUUAUCCUUCUCUCUCUUUCUCUCUCGUCAACUCUUCGUUAAUUACAAUUCAACCCCUCCAAAACCCUUGAAUCCGAAAAGGCACCCCAAAUCGUCACCGGUACACUUCCGCCUUUCCUCAAUCCCAACUCCGUUCACCUUUCCGGCUUCAUUCCUCUCGUGAAUUCUCAAAUUCCAGGGCCCUCAUAUCCCCGGCCUCUUUUUUUCCGAGCUCAACGAACCCUAGGGUUUCCGCGAGCAGAGUGAGUGAGCCAGUUGGAGUUGGACUGUAAGCUUCUGAUUUGAUGGAGGCUACGGCCGCCGCGCGCGGUGGUUCGAUGCCGGCGAUGACGCAAGCUCAGACUCGCAAGCAGUGGCGCGCCGUCUCGGAGCAUCAUUCGGCUCGGAACAUCGGCGACGAGGAGCUGGAGCGAUCAAAGUUAGGCCAUUCUGAUGAGAGAACAAUAUAUGAGGUGCAGCAGGGAAGAGAGCCAGUUGAUGUAGACUUUUGUUCGAUCUCCAUAGAUGGGACUUUGGACCAUGACCUCUUGCAGCAGCGGCUUCAUGAUGUUGUCAGGCAAAGAGAGGAACUGCAGCAUAUGGAGACUGAGCUUAGAGCUCAAAUGAUUGCAAGAUCUGAGAUAAUGGAUAUACAAAAUAACUUUGAUGCUCAACUGAAGGAGCAUGCUAAUGCUGCUUCCAAGCUUCAGGAGCAACUCCAUGAAAAGGAGCAGGCCAUACAUGAUUUGGAGAGGGAAUUGGAAGAAAAAGAUAGAGAGCUGCAUGCUACCAAGUUAGAUAAUGAAGCGGCCUGGGCCAAAGAGGGCCUUCUUAGAGAACAGAACAAAGAAUUAGCAACUUUCAGAAGAGAGCGUGACCAUUCAGAAGCUGAAAGAGCCCAGCAUAUACAGCAAUUACAUGAUCUUCAAGAACAUAUUCAAGAAAAAGAGAGGCAACUUAUUGAGUUGCAGGAACAGCAUAGGCUUGCUCAAGAAGCCAUUCUAUUUAAGGAUGAACAAUUGAGCGAAGCCCAAGCUUGGAUCACCCGUGUUCAAGAAAUGGAUGCUUUGCAGUCAACUACACUUCAAAAUCAGUUGCGGGAACAUUCAGAACACUAUAAUCAGCUCUGGCUUGGUUGGCAAAGACAGUUUGCUGAAAUGGAGAGACAUCAUAUGCAUACGGUACAACAGCUUCAGCUUGAGUUAGCUGAUGCCAGACAAAGAAGUGGAACUUACACUGAUGAAUCACGUGCAGCAAAUUCAACUUCAAAGGAUGCAUCUCAGUUUGGUCGGAACAAUGGAAACCAGAUUGAUAUAAAUACGUCAAAUGGAAAUACAGGGGCCCUCCCAAAUGGGAAUUCACAGGACGUUUCAUCGUUUUCUUCAACUGUCAAUGCAUCAAGUCAGGUUGACUAUGUUCCUAGUGUUCCAAUUGGUCCUUCGUCUCUACUUGGGAUGCCUCCCUUUCUUCCACCUGGACAGGUGACUGGUAUGCAUCCAUUUGUCCUGCAUCAACCUGGGGUUCCCCAUUCCAUGCCACCACAGGUUCCUCAAUCACAUGUGGGGAAUUUUCACUCAAUACCUGCAAUGUCAUCUCUUCAACAGUGGCAGAACCAACAGGCUCCGUCCGAGAGUUUGCAGAUAGCUACACAAACUGAACCUCCAUCUUCCCAAAAUGAUCAAAACCUGAUUAGAUCAGAUGCAAAGUAUCACUAUGAAACUUCUGUUAAUGGGCAACCAUUUCAUCAAGACUAUUUGGAUGUUCAAAUUCGCGAAGGGGCAGAGCCUGAGCCUGUGAUAUCAUCUUCCCCCGAGGAAGCACAGGUUCUUGAGUCAAUUAAUAGCAGUUACUUGGUCUCACCCCAAACUGAUCAGAGCUUGCAACAAAUGUCUUCCCAAUUUACUGAUUCUUUAAGAUUAGAUUCUCUUGAGAAGAGCAGUGAAACCAAGGCACAUGAGCAGAAUGUUCAGACCUUGAUCGAUCAUGGGUUGGAUGGACAAGUUUUAACGGCUGAGAAACCAAAUUCUGCUACCAAGUCCUCAAAAUCUGACACUCCAAUCCAUUCAGUCAAUCUCAAUGAAAUUACAAUAAACAAUUCCCCUGGUACAGGUUUGCCUGAGUCCUUUGUCUCAACUGGACACACCAAUGCACCAUCAGUGGGUAGGACUUCGGAGACUGCUCUUCUAGAUGAAAGGUCAUUGUUGGCUUGCAUGGUUCGGACAAUACCAGCUGGUGGUAGAAUUAGGAUCAGUUCGACGCUGCCGAAUAGGCUCGGGAAGAUGCUUGCACCUUUACACUGGCAUGAUUACAAGAAAAAGUAUGGAAAGCUAGAUGAUUUCGUUGCUGCUCAUACUGAACUAUUUGUGAUUGAGGGGGACUAUAUUCAGCUGCGUGAAGGAGCUCAAGAGAUGAUAGCAGCUACAGCCGCCGUUGCCAGAGUUGCUGCUGCUGCAGCAGCAUCAUCCCCCUACUCUUCAUGUUUGCCUUCUGUGGCUGUUACUCCAGUGGCACAGACUCACCGCUUAAAGAAGAUAUUAUCUCUUGAUUCCAAAAAUGUGGUUACUUCUACUCCAAAUGCAAAUAAUGCUCACUUGCAGUCUGUGAAGCAGAAUCAGCAAUUAAAUGGUGUAUCUUUUGGUGUUUCGGGAGGUAUGUCGAACGUAAAAAUUUUGAGCAAAUCCAAGGACAUGAAUGGGCCUGAACCUACUCCCAGCCAGUCAUCUGUACUUCUUAAUGGUGGAAAUGGAGCUCUGGACAGGUCAAUGGCCAAUGGCCGGCCGAGCUCAAAUUUUGUUGGGAAACAGCAUGGCAGGAUGACUAAUUCUGCAUUUACCUCCAGAAGAUAGACUUCAGGAGCAGUCACACCAUCUUUUGCCCCGAAAGUGUACUAGUGUGCGGAUUAGAGGCUUAUUUUGGGAAGUUAUACUGGAUGUGGGGAAAUUAUGUUGUGAAGAUUGAAUCUGUUUCAUCAAUAUUUGCAUCUCAUGGGAUUCGCAGAUUGGAUUUGUGUGUUGCCUUUUUUUUUUUGGUUAAAAAGCUUUAGUUUUUGCUGUGUUUUAUCAUAGUCAAGACUCCACAGCCAACUGUCUGAAGUGAUAUUCAUGCACAAAACGGCUUCUGUUCAUUGA
Molecule: messenger RNA, 3132 nt
Organism: Rosa rugosa (rugosa rose)
Lineage: Eukaryota; Viridiplantae; Streptophyta; Magnoliopsida; Rosales; Rosaceae
Exons: 16
Coding region: 310-2850 (846 amino acids)
Source: RefSeq, a predicted model, not a curated record